Messenger RNA from Aspergillus luchuensis, 486 nucleotides. RefSeq lists its product as uncharacterized. The record is from RefSeq and is a predicted model, not a curated record. The transcript has a single exon. The coding region runs from base 1 to 486 and encodes 161 amino acids. Gene Ontology annotation, molecular function: oxidoreductase activity. NCBI's taxonomy places the organism in Eukaryota, Fungi, Ascomycota, Eurotiomycetes, Eurotiales, Aspergillaceae.
AUGCACCACUUCAUCCGCCAGAACGGAACCACACCUACCCCAGAGCAAGAAGAUACCUGCCUGAUCCUCAUCGGCUCAGGCGCGGCGUUCCUCGACGUGCCACGCUCGCCGCAGUACUGUGCCAGUAAGUGGGCGAUGCGGGGAAUCAUGCAUUCCCUGCGUCGGACGGCAUAUUACUACGGGUCCCGAGUCAAUGUGAUUAGCCCGUGGUAUGUGCACACCGGGAUUUUGUCCGAGGAGGCAUUUGCACACUGUAAGCGGGCCGGGGUGGAGUUUGCCGCAGCGGAGGAUGCAGGGCGCUGCCUGCUGAGGAUCCUGGCAGAUGGGAGAGUUAAUGGGCAUUCGUUCUUUGUGACGGCUCGGAAGUGGGCGGAGAAGGGGUUUAUGGAUUUGGACUUGGAGGAUUUCGGGGAUGAUGCGUUGCUGGGGGAGGUGCAGGAGAUGCAGAUUUGCAGUGCCCCGGUGGAGGCAGGGUUGAUUGUGUAG